This is a messenger RNA of Tetrahymena thermophila SB210, 441 nucleotides long. RefSeq names its product transmembrane protein, putative. The transcript is spliced from 4 exons. NCBI's taxonomy places the organism in Eukaryota, Ciliophora, Oligohymenophorea, Hymenostomatida, Tetrahymenidae. The record is from RefSeq and is a predicted model, not a curated record.
AUGACAUAAAAGAUAAAUUAUUUCUACGAAUUACAAGAAUUUUUAAACUCUUCAUUCGAAUCUCAUUAGAUACUCGAUAUUACUCAGAGUGGGAAUUAAUUUGGCGAUGAAGGUACAUCAGCCAUAGCUUUUGCUUUAGCAAAUUGCACUAACCUCUCAAAUUUGAAACUCAAUCUAUCUGGCAAUUAAAUUAGUGCAGAAUAGAAUAGAAAUACUCGCACAUAUAAAUGCACUCAGAAUAUGACUUAAAAAUAAUUUUAUUUUUAAUGUUUAUAUAUAUAUUUAAUUAUGUAUUUUUUAGGUGUACAAUCAUUUUCGUUCUCAUAAUUAAUAAUGAAAAAGACUAAAGAUAAAUUUAAGAUUUAUUUAUUUUUUUUUUGUUUUUUUGAUUAUUUUGCAUACACCCAGUUUCCUCACUUUUUAAAGAGCCUGAAAAUUUGA